Molecule: messenger RNA, 1404 nt
Organism: Volvox carteri f. nagariensis
Lineage: Eukaryota; Viridiplantae; Chlorophyta; Chlorophyceae; Chlamydomonadales; Volvocaceae
Exons: 7
Coding region: 1-1404 (467 amino acids)
Source: RefSeq, a predicted model, not a curated record
AUGAAUUCCGGAACUGAAUACUGUCCGCUGCAUGCUGAACUCGUGUUAUGGAUGUGUUUUAAUGAUCUGAGCGGCGAUGAAUGUGUGGACUCAUGGCGAGAAGUACUGCUGGCACAGUGCCGUCAGACGGGCUCUAUCUUUUUUCCCAUGUUGUUUACCAUGAUUUCUGGCAAGUCCUUAAAGUUGCCUGAGCUCCCGCAACCUGUACCUCCAAUGCGUGAUGGUUUCGACUUUCGCAAUUGGGUGACGUCCUCUCACGUGCCGCACCAGCGAGGCGGUGGCCAGCGGGAGAUUGAUCCAACGUCCCUUGAAGCCGCUGCUGACACUAUGGAGACCAUCUGGGACCUGGUCUGCCAGCGGGACGAGGAUGCAUUACUUGGCUUCUUUCCCGACCAUGUCCUGGACCAAGCCGCACAACUGCGCUACAUAAUGGAACGCGGCGACUCCCCGGAGUCUGCCUCCUCCUCCUCUGCACCCAUCACAUCCACGCCUCAACCGCAACCUUCUGCCCAACCUGCGAAGUCCCAAUCCCUGCCACAGCCGCCGCCAAAUUAUCCGGACAGCCGACACGUCACACUGCGUGACGUGGUCCAACAGGCGCCCGGAAUGAUGGGCUUCAACUUUGAUAGCUUUGCCACGCGGCACCUGUACGUGUCGCCGCCGACCCGUGGGUCGGUGAAGCGCCUCAGCUGCAUGCGUACGGGACUGGACCGCGCGGUGCUACGGUAUGCGGUGGCAGUGGAGGAUGGGGAGCGGGCAGUGCUCACAUUCGGUCUGGAAUGCGAGGAGCGACUGGCACCGCAGUACCGCUCCGCCCGCGUGGAGUAUGUCUGGCAGCUGGUAUCAGGAACGGGCGAGAAUAUGGGUCUGGAGGUGUCGGAGUUUGGGACAGCAGCAGCGGCAGCGGCUGCGGGGACCUCGCCGACCGCGUCAAAAGCAAGCGACGACGACGACAACGAGGAGGAGGAGGCACACAGCAUGGGGGAUGGUGAUGCGGAUGUUGAAGGCCGGGGCCCGCAUCCCUCGCUGCCCCCGGAAGCCGUCAUCGGCAUCCAGCUGGCGGCGCUCGCGUGCGAGGACAUUUCCCGAGUGUUCGCGUUCGCAUCGCCGGCCAAUAAAGCAGUAACGGGUCCACUGGAGCGAUUCACGAUGCUGCUGCUCCGAGACCCCAAGUACCGACCGCUAGUGCGCCACCGUGUCGCGGAGCAGGUUGACCUCGGCUCGUUGCGGCCAGGGAUUCAUCGCGCCGUGGUCAAGGUCGUGAGCACGAACACAGGUAUGCCCCAAGAAGUCGAGAUGAUGUUUUACUGGGUGCUCAGUCGGCAAGGUCCGGACGCCGGGCCACAGGCAAACUGUUGGAUGACAGAUUCAGUAGAGCUUGUACAUGCUAGGACGCUUAAAUGA